CUAAAGAAUCCGGAAACCGCGUGUGUAGCUUGUCGGCGCCUCAGAAGCUGACAUUAGAGAAUUAGGGAAAAGGCAAAAGAGCCAGGACUCUAUCACUAUUUUCUUUUUAUUUCUCCACAAGGGCAGUGAGCAACAGGGUCAAAUUGAUUGUCACAAAAAGGACGAAGGAAGGAGGAUUUCCCUUUAUAAACCGACUGGACCGUGUGGUCUUUUAAGGAACAAUAUGCCUCCAGCCAGUUCGUCGUUUACGGCAUUGAAUUUGCCAGAAACAUUUUCUCUCCCACAAUGCAUGGAAUAUUUUACCCUCACCGCUGGUCCCAAUACCGAUCUCUGGAGGAAGCCCCCAAAUGGCGACACAUCCACAGCACCCAUUGUAUUCACGUCACUGCGAAAUCCAUUUAUACUGGCGGAAGUGACUGUUAGUGCGGACUGGGAAAUGGAAUGGGAUCAGGGUGGUCUGGUGAUUUUUGCCGGAGCCGCACCGCAAUCCUGCUCGUCCGAAAGCGUCCCAUUGGAUUCCGCAACGCGAUCGAGUCGCUCGGGAUACCCCCAGAUCGCACGACCGUGCAAAUGGGUCAAGGCGGGUAUGGAGUUUAGCUCGGGCACCCUCAACGCCUCUUCGGUCAGUGCAACUGCGGAUGGAGCCGAUUGGUGUCUUUCACCGCUCAGCCUCCCUGACAGCGGGCCAUCAACUGUGCAGUCGCUGCGUAUCAAAUUAGAGCGGAUCGGCAACUCCCUCUGGAUCUGGUACCAGAUCCCAUCCGCCCUUCCCUAUGCCCUGACGCCGAGCGCAGUGAGCAGCACGUGGAAGAAGCUACGGGAGGUGACAUGGUUCUUCUACGGCGUUGAAGACAAGUUUAUCCAUGUCGGAGUUUACGCGAGUCGGCCGAAUAACAUAUCUCGCAACAGCACCAUGUGGGAGAUGAUGAACGGUCCGAUCUUGAGCGAGUCUGCAGUCGGCUCUCAGGACUCUUUGGUGGUUGAGUUCGAAGAUUUAGAGAUAUACUAACGACGCUUGGCCCUUCACGCCCGAUAACAUUCCAUCUGUGUUUCUCCCUUUGCAAUUUAAUCAGCGCGGCCACGACCCACGAAUGGCUUAUGAACCCACGACUCUAUGUUUUGCGCCGCUGGUUGGGCUCAACAUGUUGAGUCAUCCUUUUUUUUUUUUUUUUUUUUUUU
Aspergillus pseudotamarii is the source of this 1179-nucleotide messenger RNA. RefSeq lists its product as uncharacterized. NCBI's taxonomy places the organism in Eukaryota, Fungi, Ascomycota, Eurotiomycetes, Eurotiales, Aspergillaceae. The record is from RefSeq and is a predicted model, not a curated record. The transcript has a single exon. Bases 224 to 1009 code for a protein of 261 amino acids.